Molecule: messenger RNA, 1553 nt
Organism: Apis dorsata (giant honeybee)
Lineage: Eukaryota; Metazoa; Arthropoda; Insecta; Hymenoptera; Apidae
Gene: meigo
Product: solute carrier family 35 member B1
Exons: 3
Coding region: 172-1056 (294 amino acids)
Biological process (GO): UDP-galactose transmembrane transport
Cellular component (GO): endoplasmic reticulum membrane; Golgi membrane
Molecular function (GO): UDP-glucose transmembrane transporter activity; UDP-galactose transmembrane transporter activity
Source: RefSeq, a predicted model, not a curated record
ACAAUUUAAAACAUAACCUAUAGUUAAAUGCCACGUAUUAUUCAUUUGCAAUCUAUGUAUGUAGAAUGUCUCGAACACUUUUCUCUUCAUCGUGACAUUGGUUCAUGAUCAAAAUAAUAAAUAUCAUAGAAUUUAUGAUCAUUCUAAUAUAUUGAUGCAUAUAUAAAUACAAUGACUUCUACGAAACAGUUCAAACUCCUGUUUUGUGCUCUCGGCAUUUUUGUAUGUUAUUUUCAUUUUGUUUUCUUCCAAUGUUUAAUUAAUUAUUUAUUUGCCAAGACAAGUUUAUUAACAAUCAUGAAACAGGAUGAAGAUACUACUCCGAAAACUUAUUAUGCGCUUUCUGCCUUAACUUAUUUGCUUGCUAUGGUAUGUAGUAAUAUGGCAUUGCAAUUUGUUAGUUAUCCAACACAAGUUAUUGGAAAAGCUGGCAAACCGAUUCCUGUAAUGAUACUUGGUGUAUUAUUGGGAAAUAAGGUUUAUCCAGUGAGAAAAUAUUUAUUUGUCUUCUUAGUAGUCAUUGGAGUAGCUUUAUUUAUGUAUAAAGAUGUCAAUCCAUUAAAAAAGCAUUCAGAAGGACAAACAAUCAUUGGAGAAUUAUUGUUAUUACUUUCAUUAACAAUGGAUGGUUUAACUAGUGCUGUACAAGAAAGAAUGAAAUCUGAACAUAAUUCUAAAUCUGGUCAUAUGAUGUUGAAUAUGAAUGGAUGGUCUGUGAUCUUUAGUGGCAUUGUUAUUAUAGCUUCAGGAGAACUUUUGGAAUUUAUUCAAUUCUUACAUAAAUAUCCUUCUACUAUAUGGCAUAUAGCUACUUUUUCUAUAGCAGGAGCAUUUGGACAAUAUUUUAUAUUUCUUACUGUUGCAGAAUUUGGUCCAUUACCAUGUUCCAUUAUAACUACAACUAGAAAAUUCUUUACAGUUUUAGGCUCAAUACUUAUUUUUGGUAAUAGCUUGACUUCUAAACAGUGGAUGGGUACAUUAAUAGUAUUUUCAGGAUUAUUCUUAGAUUCUAUGUAUGGUAAAGAUAAAUCUCCUAGAAAAGAUACAACAAAGUAGCAAAUGAAUGCAAGCAUAUUAAUCAAACUAUUCUAAUUUAUCAAUUGAUAUGAUCUUAUAUCAUAAUGUUUGUAUAUAUAUUGUAUGUUGCAUUAUGUUGAAUUAUAUUUUACGAAUAUUAUAAAAAUACUUUAACUUUAUUUCGUUUGAUAUCAGUGUACGAUUAAACAUACGUAUUUAAGAACAAAGAAAAAGUGAUAGAUUAUAUAUUUACAAAACAUAUUUUGUAUGCUAUACAUAAUACAUAUAAACAUAUGCUUGCAUAUAUUAGGAAAUAUAUAUAUGUAUGUAUUUUAUUCAUUUAGAUAAUUUUACAUACAUAUUAUAUCUACAUAACAUUUGAGAUAUAACUGAUGAAGAAAUAACAAGAUUGCAAUAUAAUAAAUAUUGAUUAAUAUUACUUCUUUAUCUUCUCUAAAAUUUUGUUAAUUUUUUAUUUUAUAAAUCAAAAAAUGUAUAGUUUUGUGCUUGAAUAAAUUUUUUAUCUUGCUAUUUUA